CCCUUCCUUCAUUUCAAGAAGACAAUUUAUUGCUGAGAAUAUAUUAGGUAUCUGAGGAUAAUAUCCAUUUCCUAACAAUUCUCAUGGUGUGACAUAACAUGGACACUCCUGCUAGCCAUGGGGUGGAGACCCCAGUGCUGGGUCUAGCAAACUCUAAUCAAGGGUACAGCACUGCAAUACACCUCCAGGAUAACUACUUGCUUCACGGACCGAUGGACCAGUCCUAUUCGCAGGCCAUCCCAAGUCGAAUGGCCGAAGAGACCAGAACAGGACAAUUGGGGCAACAUACUGAAGAGGAGGCCCUAUGGUCUGGCAAUGUCGGGCAGCACCCCAGUGACGAAGUUAUGAGAAAUGGUAAUGCUGUGCCGCGACAUGGUGAUGAAAGUCUAAUGGUGGGAAAUAUAAUGAAUAUGACUCAGCGUGGAAGUGAUGAAGGAAUGCGGACAAGUACUUUGGGACCUCGAUCAGGUGAAGAAGGCAUUCGAGUUAGUAAUAUUGGACUUCACACUUCAUGUGAUGACAGUAUGAGAGUGGAAGGGCACGGUGGACGGCGACAGGCUAUUCACUCACCGAGGCAUGGAAAUAUGUUAUUGUCAGGCCAUCCAGUAGCACAGCGUAAUAACCCAAUGCACUUCUACAUGGAAGAUGGAAACGGAUCCAUAAGUAGUUCUAUCUCACAGCAGAACCCAACUGGUCUUCCCUCUCACAGUGAUAUAAACAGUAUUCCUACUGGUUCUAAGGGUGCCACUCUGAUGCCAAGUUCCCAUGACAACAUGGUCAGUGCAAAUGUAGCCAGAGGGGGCUCCUUACCCCAACAAACACCAGAUCUGGCUCACCGCAUCCCCCAGGGAGGAAGCAACUCGGAAGGUGUCGAGGUUGAGCGAGGGGAUGAUGGAAGUUUUAAAUCAGCAGCCAAGGACUACACAGAGAGAAACUUGCCACGGGAACUCAUGGGAAAGAUGUUUGGUCUUCUGAAGGAGGGAAUGUUCUGUGACGCAGUUAUCUUGGCUGGUAAUAAGGAAAUUAGGGUACACAAGAUGGUGCUUAUUGCAGCAAGUCCAUUUCUGUUGUCCAAGUUGUCUAAAACAACACCCAGUACAUCUCUGCGCGUUGAGCUUCCAAUGGGUAUUCCCCUACAGGUAGCUUCACAGCUUGUCCACUAUCUGUAUGAUGGCAAGAUCACCUUGACAACCGACAAUGUGUCACAAUUUGCACGAGUGGCCAAUCUGUUCAAGUUGGAGCACUUGUAUAACAUUUGCGAGGAUUUCAUUGACUGCUUCAAUCUCGAUGAGUCCUUGCUGAAUGUUAUGGAGGAAGACAUCAGUGUAUCUGCCACUGAGCCGAGGAUGUCACCAGUCAUUCUGAAAAAGCGACAUCUCAAGCUCAGUGCAGAGGAAAAUAUGGCAGAAACAGAGGUCGCAGAGGUCACAGAUAACACAGAAAAUACUGAAAGUAAUAUAGUUUCUCAACAGAAAGCUACACCAUCACUCCCACAACCAAAACAUGUGUGUACCAAGGGGAAAAUCACAAAUAAAAAAACACCUAAAAAGUCUGUGACAGUAAAACAGGAGGUGGUGGGGAUGCCAUCUCCUAUAGAGACACCAAUCCAUAAAGUAUCGCAUCUCUACGGCACUCGAGCAGCAUCGGCUGCAAAGGUGUUCAAACAGACAACAGAGGUGGACGAAAGUGGUGCAGCCACUGUAUAUCAAGGGAAACAGGGGUUGUAUCAAGCUGAGGAGACUGAGGUGACAAUACCUCACAAAGAGGGAGGGGACGGGUCACCUACCAAGCUUCCCAGCCCUGGUAAGCACGCAGAUAUAGUCAGCAAGGUGAUGGAGGUGGAAAUGAAAGAUAUCGGAAAAGAUGAGAAUGAGGAUGAUGAGGAAACGUCGGAUGACAGCAAUGAGGAUUACCAGGAGAAUGGUACUCCUGGAAAGUUCAAACAACUAAAGCAAGCAUCAAAGAACCUUAAGAAAUUGCAGUCGAGGAAAGGAAGACAAAAGAAAGCACCAGUUCCUCCAGCACCCAAACAAGAUAUGCCUCUGAGACCGCCCCCAAAGAAACGAGCAAAGGAGUUUGCCAAAUCUGAGGAGGACAAGAUCCUUCAAGACAUUGAAAGUAAAUUAGACUUGUCAGUUUUAGACAUGUCAGCAUCAGUAACGACAGAAUUAACUGGGAAAAAGAAAACUGUGUCUAAAAAGAUAAAGAAAAAGCGGAAAAAGCAAUCAUUUGGUACACUUCUCAGGACUGUUGUUACAAGUGCCAUAGCAGAGCUUGAUAGAAAUGCAGAACAUAUCCCAGAAAGUGAACGGCAAUUUAAAUGUAAACUCUGCGGCAAUGAAUUUGUAUUUCCAAAACGAAGUAUCACUCAUUUGAUAAAUACACAUGAGAUCCCCCCGGAUGAUGUGCUGAGCUAUAUAACAAUACGUAAAUUUGAAAAAUCUCCAAGAGUUUGUGACAUUUGUGGCUACGAGACCAAAGAGCCAAACUUUUAUUAUAUCCAUUAUCAUAAGUACUUUCGGCAUGGCAUUCCGUUACCCAAAGGAUGGAAACCAUUUACAUGUGACAUUUGUGGAAAAGAAUGCUUUACUAAGUUCCAGCUAAAAGACCACAAGCUUAUACAUCGUGAACAAACGCCAUUUAUUUGUGAGAAGUGUGGACAGGGUUUUAAGAGCAGGACAUGUCUCAAUAGUCAUGUUUUUCAUCGCCACAAUUCCAUAAGGAAACACGACUGUACCGAUUGUGAAAAGUCCUUCAAGACAAAAACACAGCUAAUGGUACAUCAUCGCAUACACACUGGAGAAAAACCCUUCCACUGUCCCGACUGCGACUACAAGAGCACGACACGCGGGAACAUGCGACUCCAUCUAACCAACAAACACAAAUACGAUUCACAAGAUAUUAAGUGCAUGAUGUAUCAGAUCAAGACGCUCAGUAAAGCAUAUGAAAUGCAAUCUCUUCCCCAGGAGCUAAUUGCUAAUGCUCAUCUUCAGACAGAAGAGUCGGACUUGCUCAACGUUGCAGACAAGAACCAGAUGAGGCCAAUAGAGGAUCAUGUGGGGAUGCAUCUGCCCACAAAUGUAGUUGAUAAUGAGGUUACCAAGCCCUCGCAGCAAACACCACGUGAGGAUACAUUCUCAAACCUGAGUAACAUCCUUGUAACCAAUCAACAGGGCCAAACUAGUCAGCUGAUAUACACAGACGAAAACCUGACUAAUCGACACAUCAUACUACAGUCGUAUAAUGGUCAGCAAAUCGUGGCAGGAGAGUUACCGCAAGGUCAGGCAACAGGUGGAGUGGAAGGACAAGAUGCUGCCCAGGCAACACAGAUUCCAGUGUUGCUACAGCCAGUACAAGGUAGUGAGCACCUGGCAGGACAUUUUCUGGUACAGACACACCAUGGCGGACAAAGCACUGUACAGCUGGUAAGUACAACAGACGGGCACAUCACACAAGAUCCGCGGGCUCAGGAGGCUCACAUACUGGUACAGGAUUCCCAGGGCAUCAUCCAGGAAGCCAGUAUUAGUAGUGAUCAGGUCCUCAUCACAGAUCAAGAACAGCUCAACCUUUCUUCUAACAGACGUCAAAGUCAUGAACAGAUCAUGUACCUGGAGCGACCAGCCAAUGAGAUGGUACAACAGGAUCAGAUCAUCAUGGCAACAGACAAGAAUAUUACCGUGAAUGAAACCUCCGGAAAUUCUACCACAGAGCUGCAAAAUGUGUCUCCGCGGCUUAUGAUUGAUGGAAGUCAACAAGUUCACAUUCAGAUUCACUCAGGAACAGCUGUCGCCAUGGAAACUGAUUCCCAUGGACAAGUUCAAGAGAGACAGGUACGCAUCCAGGAUCCCCAGGGCCUGUUGGUAGGAGAAAGGCCCCAGGUUACACUUGUCCAUCGGGCUCUUGGCAUACAGGACAGGGGCAAGGACACAGCACAGCAAAAACAUGAAGGCCAGAUCUCUGUGGCAGCCACACUUGAAUCGUAUCAACAGGUUUCUUUGCCUGUCACUUCUGAAAUUCCAUUGUCAACAUAUGUGGUGAACUCCCACAAUACCGGAACCAGUAUUGAGUCUCAGGGUCAAUUAGUACAGAGUCCUCCGAACAGCCACGGGUUACCCACGUCCCAGGCCCAGGGGCUGCCUGAUUCCCCAACUCCUCAGUCCUCCCAGGGCUACAGUGACAACACACUGUACCAAUAUUAUCACCAACAGUUCAACAACUUCUGAUCUCCAAUGUUGCUGUACUUUAUAGUAUAUAUGUAGCUAGGUCUUCUUCGUGUUCAGAUAUAUGGUUCACAGCACUGGAACCAUACAAACUUGUGUUUAUGUCCAAAAUGAUGUCUACAAGAUUAUUGGUACAUUUUGCUAUCUUGAAAAAAGUCCCAUUGUCAAGGGUAAUGAUAUCUGCUGUCACUUGCAGAGUGUUUAUGUUUGUCCGAGAGAUUCAGAGUGUGUCAGAUGGAUUCAUGUUUUGUGUUUGGUUGUGUAUAUGUGUACAUCAGGGAUUUUGACAUCUGUUUUGCUAACACGAUGCUGACCAUGCCCAAGAAAUGUUUGGGUGUUGUAUAUUAUUAGGAAAAAUAUGAGCAAACAAAAUGAUCGCAAAUUUUCAGUUUUGUCUUUACAAUUUUGUAGAUAGAAGAAAACUAUAUACCAGUAAAUUACCAGUUCAGGAUGUAUUUAACUUUCAUCUGGUGUAUCUUUAGUGUUUGGUAAAUCUCAAGGUUUUCACAAUUUUCUUGAAAUAAUGAAAAAUCAUAUAGAUAUUUUUGGUAUUUUGGAUGUUGCGCAUGCACUGCUAUUUUUUUCAUAAAUUGGUAUUUUAGAUGUUGCACUGCUAUCAUUUUCCAAACAUUAGUCUAUACUGAAAAGAUUAAGUAUGCAUUCAUGGACUUUUUUUGUUUUGAAAAAGUGAAUUUAUGAAUGGAAAAAAUAAGGAGGGAUAAAAUAUAUAUAAUGAGAUUAUGUUGUAUUUGCAAGUAUAAUACUGUAACUUUUUCCUAUGUUUAUAAAUUGUGGAAUGAGUUGAACAUCAUAUACAAUGUAUUCCAAGGAAUUUCCAGUUUUCCAGUUUAACCUUAUGUGCUAGCAAUGAUUAUAUGGCAUAAGAAUAAAAAUGAUAAGAAAUAUUAUUAUACUAGUAGUAAUUAUAAAAACUCAUAACACUUGACUGGUUACCAGGGUAUAUGUGAUCUUAUUUCUUAUUAUUUUGUUUUCAUGCUGUAUAAUUGCUGCUAGCCCCAGUGGUUUAACACAGAAAUUCUGUACCGGUAGUGUAAAAUUAGUAAAACAUGAAAACUUUAUUAUUCAUGUCAAAAUAUAUACAUAAUAUGAUAUGUUUACUAAAUACAGGUAUUGUUUUUACUUCCAAUAAUUAGUCAAUUUUAUAAUGGUCAAAGAAUGAGUGUAUUCAUGUACGUGGCAUAACUUUUACAAAAUUUAUACCAGAAUUAAUUUUUCUGAAAAAAUGUACAUGAUUGGAUUGCCAGUUGAUCAUGAGUUGGUAGAUUAAGUGUGUAUCACGGUCAUACUCAUUUCACAUGAUAAACCACCAUUAUUAUUUUGUAUUUCAUACAAAUUAUUUGUACUCGUAAAAAGAGUAUUCAUUAAUUCAACAUAAUAUUAUAAUUAUCCUGAAUAUUUAUUAUUACACAAUAUUCACUGUCUUGAUUUUUUUUUGUAUUUUUGUUUUUGUUUUUUUUUUGGGGUGUUUUUUUUAGAUGUCUUGCCAAUCUAAGGUUUAUUUAUUUAAAAUCUAAGAAAUAUUUGAAUUUAGAUAUCUUUACAAUUCUGUUGAUAGAUAGACAUGUAAUUCUAUUAUACAAAUGUAUUACAAACUGGAUUAUGUACAUGUAAGCAAAGCAAAUUUCAAUGGAAGAAAGAUAUAGACUUUUGGUGGGAAUACCCUUCUAUAGAUUACAUGUAAAUGAUGUUACAUGUUCUAUUUUACUGUAAACCUGUAAACCAGUUUUAGUGCUUAAAUUAUUAAGUGUUGUUUGAUUUUAAAAGUUUCAAUUGAUGGAAAUAAUAUAAGUUGUUAGGUAUUUAUUGUUACAAAUCUUGUUCGAGGGUUUAAUGAGAAUCAAUAUCACAAUCAUUUUGGAUCGUUAAUAUUAAGGAGGAUGCACCAUGGUAUAAUUUGUGUGACAAUGCUUCUAUCAAAUUUCAGGUGCUGAUGUAAUAUUGAUAAAAAUGGGUAAAAUAGGAAUAAAAAUGGCAGAAUUUUUGUGUGUGCUCUUUUUGCACAGCACAAUAUUUCAAUUGAUGCAUAGCCGAAUAAAUUGGUUAAUCAAUAAUAAUUAAUAAAGUAAUGAAAUAAAUAAAAUACACAUUUGACCAACACAUUGUUUUCUUCAUAGUAACACAUGUACAGUGUAUAUCCUUGCAAUUACUAAGUGCUAUCAAGUAAUAAUUAGGUAAAAUAUUUGAUUUAAAUUAAGAAUUUAUUGAAUAAGUUUGAUAACUGUUGCUGAUAAAUACUCUAUAUACAUUAAUUACUUUGUUACACUGAGAUGUUUUUGACUGGGUUUAUUGCCCUGUGAAUAAUCAGAGUCAUUUUGAAGUGGGGUAUCUUUGUAGUAGUUGGUGACUACCUCACUGAACAACAUACAGGAGGCCCAUCACAUGCCAUCCUGAGUAAUUAGGGUAAAGUGUCCCUCCUAAGGGGACCACCACUACAUUAUAGACAGGUCCAUUUCUCAGCUUCCCAAGAAACACAAAACGACACGGGAAAGGAGUUUUGAACGUUUUGUGGGUGGGGACACUAACCGACUGAGCUUUCGCUGCCCACAUUGUUACACUAAUGAUCAAAAUUAGAGCGUUCAUGUUUCAAAAAUAAACAAAAUGACCGGUACAGUUUACGGUAAUAAAAAAAAAUUCUUUUGUUUGAUGUACAACAUUAUGAAAUGAUCUUGCUAAGUAAAAAUAGAGUAGAUAAAUUAUGUAAAUUGGAUUACCACCUAAUUUUGUGAAUACUUGUUAUAGUAAAGUUUAAUUAAACUAAUUACACUAUUA
This is a messenger RNA of Pecten maximus, 7010 nucleotides long. RefSeq lists its product as uncharacterized. The coding region runs from base 99 to 4223 and encodes 1374 amino acids. Gene Ontology annotation, molecular function: DNA-binding transcription factor activity, RNA polymerase II-specific; RNA polymerase II cis-regulatory region sequence-specific DNA binding; protein binding. Gene Ontology annotation, biological process: regulation of transcription by RNA polymerase II. The record is from RefSeq and is a predicted model, not a curated record. The transcript is spliced from 4 exons. Lineage: Eukaryota; Metazoa; Mollusca; Bivalvia; Pectinida; Pectinidae. Gene Ontology annotation, cellular component: nucleus.